Molecule: messenger RNA, 4527 nt
Organism: Penaeus monodon (black tiger shrimp)
Lineage: Eukaryota; Metazoa; Arthropoda; Malacostraca; Decapoda; Penaeidae
Exons: 8
Coding region: 296-3781 (1161 amino acids)
Cellular component (GO): extracellular matrix
Source: RefSeq, a predicted model, not a curated record
AAAUAAAUAUCGAAAGAGAGAUAAAGAAUUAUCCUAAUAAUCAAAAUUCGAAUCCCAAACAGCAAGCGUACGUACGACUAAGGAAAAAAAAAUCAAGAAAAAAACAAAAAAAAACGUCCUAAAAAAUAUAUACAUUUAUAUAAAGACACAUGUAAAGACAAAACUAAUAAACGAACUAUAUAACGAAGUGCGCAUGGACUUUUGAAAAUCACGAAGGAAGAAGGAGAUAAUCUGAACCUUUGACAUUUGCAUCGCCAUUAAGGGAGGCGGACGCGGUAGUAGCGCACUGGCCAAGAUGAACGUAAGGGCGAAGUGCUCGUUACUUCUCAUUGGACUCUGGCUCUUAUGUGGAGUGAGGGCCGGCUCGCUACGUCGAACGAUGGCCGAUAUACAAGACGCGCUGCUCUCGCCCAGCAGCCAGCGGUAUUCCGUCUACGUCCUCCCGCCGGCGACCCACGCGGACAGCCUCCGGAAGCGCCAGGCGGACUACGAGGCCGACGACGCGAGGGAGGCCUUCCAGGGUCGUCCUGAGGGAAGGCGCGACGCCCCCGGGCCUGGCACACCUCCCUUCGGGUUCCUGGAAGUGUCCCAAGGGCCUGGCCAGUUCGGAGGCGCCGUUCGAGAGGGGGCGCCCUUCUUCAUCACGGAUUUCGACCCCGAGCUGCAGCCGGGCUGGGGACACGAGGAGGAGCUCGAGGACAAGAUGGAUUCCUACGCCGUCGACCCUACGCCGGGUUCCUCCUCGCUGACCAUCAGCGGCGACGGGCUGAAGGAUGAAGCCCAGGACUCGCCCAAGCAUUCGGACGCCGACAAGGAUGCCAAAGUCCUAAAGAAACUUCUCGAUAAGCCGAAGAAGUUGAUGAAGGUCAUAAAGGCAAAGGGAAAUGGGAAUUACGUGCCCGAGGAAGUGCCCGGGGUGAUGCUACCCACAGAGGACGGCGAGGAGGCUUUCGUGCCCGAAAACCUACUCGAGGACACGGAGCUCCUGUUGACUGCAGGGUCCGCCCAGCAGCCGACUUACGUCUCGCCGGAAUCGCCCGCGACGCCCGCCCCGAUGGGAGGAAUGCCCUACGAUUUCGGCUGGGUUGUCGACGACGAAGCCACAGCCAACUUCCAAACGAGGCAGGAAAAGGGAGACAAAAAUGGCGUCGUGACUGGAUGUUACCAGGUCUUGGAUCCCAACGGACUCGUGAGAACCGUGACCUACAGAGCCGACAAAGGAGGAUUUCGAGUCCUCUCCAUGACCCGCGGACCCGACAAGACACCUUGCCCUGGUCUUGAAGAGGGCAACCGCAUUCAGAUACCCACCUCUUCCAACCCACGCCCACGCCCCUCAUUUCCUGCCAACAGCGGAGGCUUCUCGAACAACUUUGCCAACAAUUUCAGUAAAUCUACUUCCUCUUCGUCAAGCUUCCAGUCCUCUUCCUCGAGCAAUUAUUCCAGUAGUUCUCAGGAGAGUUCGAGUUUCAACGGAUUCAAUGCGAACAACUUCAAUGUAAACAACGUGUACGAGCAGCCUCCUGCUUCGACCUAUGCCCCUCCCACAUCCCGUCCCACCUAUGCCCCCCCUCCUCCUCCUCCCUCCCCAACUGCUGCGCCCCCGGACUACUACAACCUGCAGGGAUCGGCCCAGCAGGCGUGGAUGGCGGAGUACCUGCAAAACAUCACCCAGCAGCUGUAUAGCUCCUUCACGAACUCCUCCACCCAGACGAACAGCAUCUACGGCGCUGGCGGCAACAGCGGCUUCGUCAACUUCCCCUUCGUGCUGAUCCCCAUCGCCACCUUCCUGGAUCUCAAGAAGUCGGGCGCCAUCUCGGGAGACGUGCAGAGCUAUGGCGCCUUCGUUCAGCCCUCCACCGGCCAGCUGCAACUGUCUCAGUACCUGCAGCAGCUGGAACAACAGCGCCAGCAGCAGCAACAGCAGGAACAACAGCAACGUGCAUAUAACAAAACAGUUCAGCAUACAACCACAAACACCUACAACACAACGCAGACCAACACGAAGCAACUAAAGCACCAGGUCCAAGGCGUCGAUACCGUUAAUUACCAGAUCAGCGGAGAGCGAGGACGACCAGGCAGCCAGAGAAUACAGCAGCAGGUCCAGAGGCAGCAGCAUUCCUCCCAGUCAGAAAACAAGAAUCAUAGCGCCAGCAGCAGCAGCUCUAGCUCUUUCCAGAGCAGCCUCGGCGCCAACCAGGGAUACUUACCUCCAACCAACCAACACCCAGUCCAGGGGCAGUACCAGCAGCGCCAGCAGUCCUCUCAGCAAUCCUCUCAGUCCUCAAAGUCGAGCAGCAGUUCCGAAAAGAGCAGCGCCAGCUCCUUCCACAGCAACCUCGGAGGCGCCCAACGUCAGUACCAGAACUAUCAGCAGCAGUCUGCUCAGUCAGCAAAAGCUCACGAUAGCUCCAGCAGCAGCAGCUCCAGUUCUUUCCAGAGUAACUUCGGAGGAGGCCAGGGGUAUUCUCCCAGCCAGCAGGCCGUGCAACAUCGUGCCCAGCAGUCCUCUCAGAGCUCGAAGAAGAGCAGCAGCAGCAGCUCCAGCUCAUCCUUCCAGAGCAACUUCGGGAGCCUCCAGGGUUACCUUCCUCCCUCAAACCCAGCAAACCCCAGCACAAGCUACGGCCUCCCUGUCGCUCCCGGCCCCUCCACCGCGAGGCCCUACCAGCCACGCCCAACCACACCAGUUCCCUCAACAGCUAGACCAUACCAGCCGAGGCCAACGACCCCAAGACCUACUACAGCCAGGCCCUACAGACCUGCACCUACAACCCCUAGACCCUAUCAGCCUGCACCUACAACCCCUAGACCUUAUCAGCCUGCACCUACAACAAGGCCCUACCAACCAACACCUACGACCCCCAGGCCCUAUCAGCCCACAACCCCAAGACCCAUCCCCUCCUCGCCACGUCCAAGUCAGAGCUAUAACCUUCCGUCCUUCGGCAGCGGAGCCUCAGCUUCUUAUUCAUCCCAGAAAUCCCAGUCUUCACAACAGUCCCAGGCCUCCCAGGCUUCUCAGUCCUCUUCCAGCAGUUCUAAUUACGGAAACGGCCAGGCCUCGCAGAGUUUCCAGUCCCAGUCAUCCUCUAGCAAGAAAUCGGAUUCAUCCAAAAAAUCUCAGUCUAGCUCCAACUUUUCUUACAGUUCCGGAAAUAACAGAGGGGCAGCACAGCAGUCCUCUCUCUCUUCUGCGUCUUCUUCCUCAUCUUCCUCUGAGUCUUCUUCUUCUUCCUUUAAGCAAAACAGUUUCAGUGGAUUUAAUGGCGCAGGUGCUGCCGGUGGGAGUGGCCUAAGCUUCCCAGGCUUCGUCUCCUCUCCCUCUCCUCCCAACUACGUCCCUCCUUCAGUCCCUGUUACCGUCGGGCCCCAGUACGGCACUCCUUCCCCUGACGUGCCAGACUACGAUGAGCCAGAACCCUCCUACAUUGAUGGCGUGGACUCCAGCGACUCUGGAUUCUCGGUUCCCGCAGCGGAACCCCAGUUCGACAUGGACGGUUGGAUCCCCAUAGCGAAUGACUACAGCCCGCCCUCUGACCCCCAGUCCUUUGGCCCGCCGACACCCGAACCUUCCCCCAACCUCGCCUUCCCAGGGGUCGCUCGAGGUGGCACCAAGAACUUCAGUUACUCGUCCAGCCAGAGUUCCAGCUCCGAGAACAAGAGCAGUUCCCAGCAGAGCCAGCAGUUCAGCUCCAGCUUCAGUGGGGUGGGUCCUCAGCAAGGGUUCACGCAGCAGCAGAAUCAGCAGCUUCCGGACUGGGUUGCGCAACAGUACGGCGGAUAAGAUCCUCACAAUGUUCAUGUUGUAAAGAUGUGUAAGAAUUAGCGAAAAGCCUAAGCUACGACAGGUAGUAUUCGUUUCCCAUGGUUCGUUUUGCAGCUUUUUUCACUCCUCGUUACAGUAAAAGACAUGACCAAAACAGAUAACCCACGAAGGACGCUCAUCACAUGUUUUGCAGUUUCAAGAAUUUCUUCGCAUGGUAUCAAUUCGAUGUUCGUAUCAUACAUUUAGCUGUUAAAAUGCAGUGUCAUCGUUCAAAUAAUAAGAUAAAAAAAAAAAAUUAAUCCAAACACACGCUUGCUCCAAAAAGACAUUUUAUUCACACCGCUCAAAACUCGUUGCUUUUUUCCCCGCUUCAGAAACUGCAAAUCAUAACCCUGAUCAUAAACAUACACUUUUUAUCACACAUUUAUUCGUGUUUUCAAUAGCUUGUAUCUAAAUUUCCGUUUUUUCUUUCGUUUCUUUUUUUUUUAAUCAUUGUAUAGCAAUUCUUAUAGAACACACUGUCGGCUUUAUGUCCUAGUCAACCUUUUUUUUUCUCUUGUAUAAAAAUAAAAUGAAAUAAAAUUAUCUUGAUAUAUAUUGAUGAUGGAAUGUAUAAAGAAAAUUGUUUAUUUAUGAUUUGUACAAACUUACCAAAUAGAUAUUUUUGUGUAAAUCAUUGGAAAGCCAGAGUAAAUAUAUAUAUUUUUGCUUUACUCUUCAGUAUUACUAGUUUGUAUGUCCAUUUUCUUUAUUAUUAUCUAUGU